Cladophialophora carrionii CBS 160.54 is the source of this 1320-nucleotide messenger RNA. RefSeq lists its product as uncharacterized. The transcript has a single exon. The record is from RefSeq and is a predicted model, not a curated record. Lineage: Eukaryota; Fungi; Ascomycota; Eurotiomycetes; Chaetothyriales; Herpotrichiellaceae. The coding region runs from base 1 to 1320 and encodes 439 amino acids.
AUGAGCGACCAGAUGUCGGUAUCGUCCGCAACCACCGGCGUGGCCAGUAAUCAGCCCGGUCAUGCUCAAUACCAGAACUACAAUUACCACCUGAAUCCAGGUGUCGGUCUCAGUGCCAGUGCCAAUGACGGUGCUUAUCCUGUCCAACAACAGCCUCAAAGGAUGGAACCUCUCCAGAAUCACUACAACCAGCCCACAUACUUCUACCCGUCCAGCCACAUCCACAACCAAGCGAUUCCGCUACAUGCGCACCCUCUAUCCCAACAUCCACCCACACCGUACAUUUCUUCCCCGGCACCACCACCCUUCCAACCACAGUCACCCCCGUCUUUAACGUCGACGCUCCUCGCGUCCUCGCCGCACCAACUCUCCCUGGCGACACAGCACCCCUUCCUCCGCAUCGCGGGCCAAGGCCAGCUCCCCAAAUUGACGCUCUCGCGCUGGCUGUCGCAAGACCGCCUCUACGCGCAAUCCUACAUCGGCUUCAUCGGCAGUCUGAUCGCCCGCGUCGACCUGCCCUACACGCACGUUCCCGACAAAUCGACCUCCCUGCGCUGGCGGCUCGUGCAGUGCCUCACGGCCGCGCUGCAGAACAUCCACACGGAGCUGGCCUUUUUCGCCACCACGGCCCACACGUACCGCUUGGACUUGGAGGCUCCCUCCCCUUCGUCCUCGUCCUCGGGUCGCGUGUUUGCCCCCGAACCCGCCACGAAGCAGUACAUGGAUCUGUUCCGCGCGUUCUGGACCGACCCCAGCAUGACUCUCCUCGAGGGCAUGGUCGUCCUGUGGGCCACCGAGACGGUGUACCUGCGAGCGUGGACGUACGCGGCGUCCUUUUUGAAGAACGGGACCUCGUCGAGUCUGCUGCCGCUGAGCAAGCAGCUGCAGAGAAUCGAGUUGGACGACGAGAAGGACAACGAUAGAAAGUCCAAGGCCCUUUCCGACGGCGUCAUGUCCGAGUUGGAAGGCAGUGAGGUCAACACGGCGUUGAGCGGGACGACUACCGGCAUCGCGCAUGACGAGUCGCAGCAGAAUCAGAAGCAGCACUAUCAGGACGACGACAACGACGGCCAGCAGCGCCACGGUCACGGUCACGGUCACGGUCACGCUCAUACGACGGAUCUCGACGGCGGGGCGCUGCGCCAUGCCUUCAUCCCCAACUGGACGAGCAGCCAGUUCGAGGGAUUUGUCGCCGAGAUUGCCGAGUUGACGGAUCUCUUGGCCGAACGGGAGGACGCGGUCAAUAGGAAGUUGGACUUCUACAAGGCUGUGUGGAGACACGUGCUCGAUGUGGAGAGGCGGUUUUGGCCCGAUGUCUGA